CUUCCCCACACUCGGGACAGAGGAUCGGGCGGCGUCCAGGUACACGAGCGUGUGCUGCCGCUUCUUUGCUCUGCUCGUCACUCUCUUUCUCAUCUACUCUGGCCCUCAUCUACUUGAUCCAUUGCUCUUCUCCAAACACAGCGAUCGAGAUUCUUGGCGCACUGCGAUUCAAUCAAGGCCAUGGUGCUCCAACGGAUAGGCUCAACCUCCCUUGUCGGGCCCGUACAGGGCGCCGCCAAGACGAUGCGAUCGACGAUGAGCAGGCGGACAAUCGUGACCAAGGCGAGCGGCCAAAGACAUCUACAGCAGGUCUCUUUUGGUCGAAGGUACAAUAGCUCCUCCUCGUCAUCGUCAUCCUCCACAAAGAGCGGACAGGAUGGCAGCACCGGGGGAGAUAAACUCACAAUGGCCUCGUAUGGCUUCCUCUUUGGCUGCGUUUUCUCCGUUGGGGCGUUCUAUCUGCGCAGUCCAACAAAGAAGUCGAUCGCUCCCUCUUCUGCCUCGUCUCCGACUUCUCCAUCAUCAGCGUCCUCUUCCAUCGACGCAGCCAUCUCCAAUCUUCGCACCCACUUUGGGGAUCGCGCGUCCAUCUGCCUCUCCACAGACGCCACCGACCUCGAGUCGAAAGGCUUCUCUUCGUGGUGCCAGCAUGCCGCCUCUCUUCCCUCUGUCGUCGCCUUUCCAGAAUCAACGGACGACGUGGUCGCAAUAGUGAACGCGGCUCGCAACCACGGCGUACCGCUGUUGCCCUUUGCAGGCGGGACGAGCCUCGAGGCACAUUGGUAUGCUCCUCGUUUCGAGGGGGAGGGAGAGAGUGGGGAGACACGGCCUAGUAUAAGCGUGUGCUUUGAGCGUAUGGCCGAAAUCCUCGAGGUGGACGAGGAAAAUGGCAUGGCUCGUGUUCAGCCCGGCGUGGGAUGGCAAGACCUCAACGAAGAAUUGAAGGAACGAGGAUCGCGCCUCUUUUGGCCGAUCGACCCAGGGCCGGGCGCCUGCUUUGGCGGGAUGCUAGCCACCGGUGGCAGUGGGACAGGAGCUGUGCGGUAUGGGACGAUGAAGGGAGAGCUGGUGCUCAAUGUCACCGUGGUUCUUCCGUCGGGGAAGGUCAUCAAGACGCGAUCCGACGCUAGAAAGUCGAGCGCCGGGCCUGACCUGACACGUUUGUUCCUGGGGAGCGAGGGUACAUUGGGAGUAAUCACAGAGGCGACGCUUAGGCUCGUACCCCGCCUAGAGGAAAGCGUCACGACCGUGUCCUUUCCUACGGUGGAAGACGCCUCCAAGGCGGCACGUGCAGUACUCUACAAGGGCAUCGCUGUCUCCAGCGUCGAGCUCCUGGACGAGGUCAUGAUUCGCUCCAUCAAUCAAGCGUCCUCCCAGACUGGCUCGUCGUCUCGUCAGCCCCUCGCCGAACAGCCGUCUCUCUUCCUCAAGUUCGCAGGCUCCUCGCCCGCGAACGUCAAGGAGGAUCAACGCAUGGCCCGCGAAGUUGUGCUGGAACAUAAAGCCGACCCGGCUACUUUGCGCAUCUCUUCGAGUCCGCAAGAGGUCGAGGAGCUAUGGGAGGCGCGUAAGGUUGCGCUAUGGUCGGCAAUGGCUUCGCGCGAGGGAAAAGAAGAAGGCAAGGGCCAGCCGAGGGCAUGGACGACCGAUGUAUGCGUACCAGUUGCCCGCCUGCCUGACCUCGUGAGAAGACUCAAGGCGGACGUGGCGGAGCAUGGCCUCUUCGCACCCAUAGUGGGUCACGUAGGCGACGGCAACGUGCAUGCUAUCUUCGUCUACCCUGAUGGAGACUCAGAGGAGCUGGCUGCAGUGACCGAGAGCGUGCAUCGCAUGGUCGAAUGGGCUCAGCAGCUUGGUGGGACGUGUACGGGGGAGCACGGUGUGGGUAGAGGGAAGAGGGAGUUCUUGGAGGCAGAGCUGGGAAGCGGGACACUGGGGCUACUGCGAGAGAUCAAAGGGUUGAUCGAUCCAGAGGGGGUUAUGAAUCCCGGGGCUUUGCUGCCGCCCAAGGGGAGUGAGAGGAGAGGGGAGCAAGGGAGUCCGUUGGCGAAGCAUGCCACGUGAAGGAGGGUGAGCGUCUACAAUUCUACGUGGUAUCCCGCAGCCUGCU
Molecule: messenger RNA, 2110 nt
Organism: Jaminaea rosea
Lineage: Eukaryota; Fungi; Basidiomycota; Exobasidiomycetes; Microstromatales
Exons: 1
Coding region: 406-2064 (552 amino acids)
Biological process (GO): lactate catabolic process
Cellular component (GO): mitochondrion
Molecular function (GO): FAD binding; D-lactate dehydrogenase (cytochrome) activity; D-lactate dehydrogenase (NAD+) activity
Source: RefSeq, a predicted model, not a curated record